This is a messenger RNA of Raphanus sativus (radish), 3111 nucleotides long. RefSeq names its product pre-mRNA-processing protein 40A. The coding region runs from base 134 to 2917 and encodes 927 amino acids. Gene Ontology annotation, cellular component: U1 snRNP; U2-type prespliceosome. NCBI's taxonomy places the organism in Eukaryota, Viridiplantae, Streptophyta, Magnoliopsida, Brassicales, Brassicaceae. Gene Ontology annotation, biological process: mRNA cis splicing, via spliceosome. The transcript has 27 exons. The record is from RefSeq and is a predicted model, not a curated record. Gene Ontology annotation, molecular function: RNA binding; protein binding.
GUGGACAUCGAAAUUAUUUGAUUAGGGUUAAGAAAUUGGGGAGAGCGAUACUCUCAUCGUUUCUGGUCUGUGCUUUUUGUAUAUGUUAGGGUUUCGCUUCAAAUCGGAGAGAGGCAACUAAUUUCAUCGGAACAUGUCGAACAAUCUUCCUCAAUCCUCUGGUGCCCAGUUUCGGCCGAUGGUUCCUGGGCAGCAAUUUGUUCCUGCAGCUUCACAGCCGUUUCAUCACCCUUAUGGACAUGUACCACCAAAUGUUCAAAGCCAGCAGCUUUUUCCAGUGAGACCAGGUCAGCCUGGACAAUCACAGCCCAAUGCACCUCCACUUGUAGGCUUUGGUACAUCUGGACCUCCCUUUUCUUCUUCAUAUACAUUUGCACCAGCAUCUUAUGGCCAGCAACAACCACCGUCCUUAGUACAACCAACUCCGCAGAUGCAUGCAUCUGGUAGUGUCCCACCACCAGCGAACUCUUGGCCUGCUCCUGUUGUAAGUCAAAGUACAACACUUGUUUCCCCUGUUCAGCAGACUAGUCAACAAACACCAGCCACUCCCACAGACCCAGGAAGUCUGACUCCGCAAUCUGCAUCUGACUGGAUGGAGCAUACAUCUGCUGAUGGUAGAAAGUAUUAUUAUAACAAGCAGACUAAGCAAUCAAGUUGGGAAAAACCUCUUGAACUGAUGACACCACUUGAGAGGGCAGAUGCAUCCACUGUAUGGAAGGAAUUUACAACAGCUGAAGGAAGGAAGUAUUAUUAUAACAAGGUUACAAAGGAGUCUAAGUGGACAAUUCCGGAAGAUUUAAAGUUAGCUCGGGAACAAGCCGAAUUAGCUAGUGCAAAGAGGCCCCAUUCCGAACCUGGAUCGACCUCUCUAUCCCACGUUGCUGCAUCCUCAUCUGAUCUAGCUGUUAGCACUCCUGUGACCGCUAGCAUGUCUCCAACAAUUCCUGCGCAUUCUUCAAGUCCUAUUCCAGCGGGUUUAGCUGUACCUGUCACCCGUCCUCCCCCUGCUGCUUCUGUUACUCCAAAGUCAGCUGCAACUAGUGAUUCUGAGGCUACUGCAAUGAAAAUGGAUAAUUUACCGUCUCAGGGGGCAUAUGAAUCAAAUGAUGGAGCGCCCGCACCAAACAAUGAGGUUGAUAAUAAGGAAAUGUCGGUGAAUGGAAAAUCCAAUAUGACAGCUGCUGGUGACAAAGCAAACGUUGAGGAACCCAUGAUGUAUGCUACUAAGCAGGAGGCUAAAGCUGCUUUCAAGUCUCUUUUGGAAUCUGUAAAUGUUCAGUCCGACUGGACAUGGGAACAGACAACUAAAGAGAUUGUUCAUGAUAAAAGAUAUGGUGCUUUGAGGACACUCGGUGAGCGGAAACAAGCUUUUAACGAGUAUCUCGGUCAAAGGAAAAAAGUGGAAGCUGAGGAAAGGCGAUGGAGACAGAAGAAAGCGCGGGAAGAAUUUGUCAAGAUGCUAGAGGAGUGUGAAGAAUUAUCAUCAUCCCUGAAAUGGAGCAAAGCUUUGAGUUUGUUUGAAAAUGAUGAGCGUUUUAAAGCUGUUGAUCGCCCAAGGGAUCGUGAAGAUCUUUUUGACAAUUAUAUUGUGGAACUUGAGAGGAAGGAAAGAGAGAAGGCAGUGGCAGAACAUCGGCAGAAGAUGGCAGAAUAUCGGAAGUUUCUUGAAACCUGUGACUAUAUCAAAGCCAGUACACAAUGGCGCAAAAUUCAGGAUAGACUGGAGGAUGAUGAAAGAAGCGCAUCUCUUGAAAAGAUAGAUCGUUUGAUUGGUUUUGAGGAUUACAUUAAUGACCUGGAGAAGGAAGAAGAGGAGCUGAAGAGGGUAGAGAAAGAACAUGUUAGGCGGGCUGAGAGAAAAAACCGUGAUGCAUUUCGUACACUAUUGGAAGAACAUGUCGCUGCUGGCAUCCUUACAGCCAAGACGUAUUGGUUGGAGUAUUGCAUUGAGGUAAGAGACUUGCCUCAAUACCAAGCUGUUGCAUCUAAUUUGUCUGGCUCAACUCCGAAAGACUUAUUCGAAGAUAUCACGGAAGAAUUAGAGAAGCAGUAUCACGAGGACAAGAGUCGCGUAAAGGAUGCGAUGAAGUCAAGGAAGGUUUCCAUGGUAGCCUCAUGGAUGUUUGAAGAUUUUAAAUCUGCUCUUUCAGAAGAUCUCAGUUCUCAGCCAAUAUCAGACAUAAAUUUAAAGCUUAUAUAUAAUGACAUGGUUGAGAGGAUGAAGGAAAAAGAAGAAAAAGAAGCCAGAAAGCUUCAGCGUUUGGCUGAAGAAUUUACCAAUCUCUUGCGCACUUUCAAGGAAAUAACCGCAGCAUCAAAUUGGGAAGAUGUCAAACAACUAGUCGAAGAAAGUCAAGAGUACAGAUCGAUUGGAGAUGAUAAUGUUAGCAGAGGGCUUUUUGAGGAAUACAUAGCGAGCUUACAGGAAAAGGCAAAGGAGAAGGAGCGUAAGCGUGAUGAGGAAAAGUUUCAGAGUAGGAAAGAGAAGGAUAGGGAGGAGAAAGAAAAGCGGAAAGACAAGGAGAAGGAGAGAAGGGAAAAGGAAAGAGAACGCGAAAAAGAGAGGAGUAGCAAAAGGGAGGAAUCGGAUGGUGAUACCGUAGAUGUGAGUGAAGGUCACAAAGAGGAGAAAAGAAAAGGAAAAGACCGAGACAGGAAACAUAGGAGACGCCAUCACAAUUCUGAUGAAGAUGUCAGUUCUGAUAGGGAUGACAGAGAGGAGUCGAAGAAGUCAUCAUCCCGUAAACAUGGUAGUAAUGAUCGCAAAAAAUCAAGAAAGCACGCAAACACGCCAGAAUCAGACAGUGAAAGUCGGCAUAAAAGACAGAAGAAAGAGCAGCGUGAGAGUAGUCGUCGAGGUGGUAAUGAUGAGUUAGAAGAUGGAGAAGUUGGGGAAGAUGGCGAAAUCAAACUUUAAUCGCUGAGAAGUGGGUAAUAACAUUUCUUUCUUCAUCUGAAACAUUUGUACUUCUUUUAGAGACUUUUACUACCAAUGAUUAAUCUUUACGCACUAUAGCGGUAGUUUUCUUUCUUUUUCGUUUCUUUAAUAAUCGGAUAUAAUGUUCCUAAGGAAGACGGGGUUCGAAAGCAUUUAUUAUCUGUUUACUUUUA